UCAAAGGAUGCGAAAUCAAGCUUGCGGCGCAUGCAUGAUGUCUGUGGGGGCCGUGCUUUUACAUCAUGGGGGUCGAUCGCCUAUGAGCUUCGUGAUCCUGGUGGCAGUCAGCGUUUUCCAGGGCUGACCUUUCGUUAUCUUGUAUAUCUCUUUGUGCCCUGCGUCUCUUCUGCUGCGGCUCUGAGGUUCCUACUUACUACUAAUUGCGCGUUCUGGUACCAGACGCCUACUACCUUUCUUUUCACGCAGGGCAACUUACAUUAGUCACUCGUUAUACCCAAACUUUAUAAUUACGCUAAUAUGAGGGUCUCGCAAAUCCCCCUCCUCUUCACUACACUGGGUGCCAGCCUUGUGCUCGCUCAAGAACGCUGCGACGCACCCUCGCCAGGCAUAUACUGCAACUCCACGGAAAUUCUCGCAUACCACUCGGACGACUGCAAGCCUUUCCACGUCUUCAUCUCCCGUGGCUCCGAUGAGCCCUACCCGGGCCGUCUAGGCAACCUCACCUCGGAGAUUUGCGCAGCAAUUGGAGGAUCAGAAGAGUGUGGUUACGAGGAUGUCGAGUACCCAGCGAAGAGCACAGCGUGGGGACAAGGCGUUUGGUGUGAUUCUGCGGGCAAGGGUGCGAAGAGCGGACAGGCGCAGAUGAAGGCGUACAGCGAAAAAUGCCCUGAUAGCAAGUUGAUUGUGUUGGGUUACUCGCAGGGAGGAUCUGUGGCACAGGACAUGCUUGGUGGAGGAGGAGGUUCUGUCUUCGCAUGUGAGCAAGACAUGAACCCGGCUCUAGACGCUACGUCGGCUCCCGGCUCUAAUGUCGUCGCAGCCGUAACCUUUGGCGCUGUUGUUCGUUCCAAAGACCAGAAUUUCACUGUCGGUCGCGGCGUAGACUACGACGGCACCAGCGCGCGCAGCCCCGAACACCUUGAAGGCCUUCAGCAAUACUCCGACGUCUUCCUGGACUACUGCCACUACGGCGACCCAAUCUGCGCCGUCGGUUCCGAGCCCCAGGAUGUAAACGAGCACCUGAACUAUUUCGUCCAACACAACCCGGAAGUGAUCAAGUGGGUAGUUGGCAUGGCCAAGGCAAGCGGUGAUGUGAGUGCGAAACCCAGCAAGCCCGUAAUCAGCGCUUCUUCUUCCUCGACAAGUGUGGCGGCGAGACCCCAAGCCACGCCAUCCGGAUCCGCCACCCCCUCGCCUAUUGCAACGACAACUGACGGAAACGAGAAGAGCGCACAAGCAACCACUACCGCUACAGGUGCUGCUAGUUCGCUGACUGCUACUCUCGGGUACCUGACUGCGCUGGCUUUGACCGUAGCUGUGUUCUUGUAGAUAUGAUUAUUCCAUUGCAAUACUCUUCUUCACGAGUGCUUGUACCAUACAGCCUCGUUGCCUAGCAUUUUGGAUACCCCAAGCAAGGAGUAGGGAGCAUACAACGAAGCAUUGAUAUACAUCGCGUAUUGAAUUCAUCACAAGAUAGACAUGUAAAUUUGAAAACUGAACAUUGAACAUUGAACAUUGAUUUCUCAUGGUUAUCAGGCCGUCAUCGUCAUUAUAUAC
Messenger RNA from Alternaria alternata, 1560 nucleotides. Its product is annotated as alpha/beta-hydrolase. Lineage: Eukaryota; Fungi; Ascomycota; Dothideomycetes; Pleosporales; Pleosporaceae. Gene Ontology annotation, molecular function: hydrolase activity. Bases 301 to 1332 code for a protein of 343 amino acids. The transcript is spliced from 2 exons. The record is from RefSeq and is a predicted model, not a curated record.